Messenger RNA from Closterium sp. NIES-67, 4014 nucleotides. NCBI's taxonomy places the organism in Eukaryota, Viridiplantae, Streptophyta, Zygnematophyceae, Desmidiales, Closteriaceae. The record is from the annotation of a GenBank genome assembly.
GCUUGCCAUGUCCUCCCUCCCUCUCCACCUGGCCACGCUUUUCCUUCCUGUCUUUCCCAGUACCUAGGAUGAUAUGGCAGUUUUCUACUGAGUCCUGGCCUGCCUCUCCUGACCGACCUCCCUGCUUUGCUUCUCACACCGCGCUUCCCGUGCCGCCUGCGAAGCAUUUGAGGGAACAUUUAGUAAACAUGUUGCGUCGAGCUUGAGCAAUGGAUUCUGAGUGACUUCACUUGUCGACGUGUCACUCGUUAGUUUUCUGGCUGCUGAAUUUGUCAGUCUGCGAAAGCUCUCAUAUCAGCCGUCUGAGGCGUAGAACGGCAAAAUAAGUUUCUAGAACGGCUUGUUUCCUUCUUCGACGACAGAGUAGGCGAUAGGACAUAGGCUGACGCGACAAUGGCGGAAGAGCAAGCACAGCAAGGUGACGUUUCGAAAGACCCUUCUAACGGGUAUAACGAUUGGGCUGCAGCUGCCAUGCAGGCGUAUUACAAGUCGGGAGGCCAAGCAGCUCACGCGGGAGGCUAUUACGGCGCACCAAUGGGAGGGCAUCCACAUCCGUACAUGUGGGGACCACAGCCAAUGAUGGCAGCGCACUACGGUGGUGUACCACCAGGCCCCUAUGGCUAUGCUGCCAUGUACGCUGCGCCUCACCCAGGCAUGGCCCAGGGUGCUGCAGGGGCAGUGGCCCCAUCCCCUUAUGGCUACCCGCCUGCCCAAACUGCGGAUGGUUCUGAGGUGCCAGCAGGGGCAGCGAUGAUGGGGAUGACGCCCAUGGGGCCCAUGGGGCCCAUGGCCAUGCCAGCAGCGCAGGGGUACCCCGGCAUGCCCAUGGACUACUCACACGACGCCAUGGCUGCUGCUGCUGCUGCCGCCGCUGCCGCAGCCAGUGCUGGGGGUGGGGCUGCUGCUGCUGGGUCGGCUCCCCAGGUUCCUGUUGCUGCUGCGCCUGCUGCCCCUCAGCCCGCCCCUUCCAAGCGCAAGAGGUCGGCUCAGCAGUCCCAUGCAACAGACGCUGCCGCAGCAGCCACUCCCGGUGGGGCAAGCCUCCCCCAUCCUCACGCCCAGCCGGCCCCAGGCUCGGGCCAAGCCUUGGCCCUAGCCUCGGGCUCGGCGGGCGAGUACACGUCCAUGCCUUCGAGCCCGUCCGAAGGCCCGUCUGCUUCGGCAGCCGCUGCUGCUGCGGCGGCUGCCGGUCUUGCUGGUGGCGCUGGCGCUGCUGCUGGUUCGGGGGUCCCUCACGCUGCUGGUGGGGGGGCGAGAGGGGGAGUGGCUGGCGGAAUGGCGUAUAAUCCCAUGGCUGCUUCUGCUGCGGAUAUGUGGACUGGGGGGGGCGCUGCUGCUGCUGCUGCUGCUGGUGCCGUGGUGUCGCCCCCCUCCCUGGGGCAGGGCGUUGGGGGGAAGCUCGGGGCACGUGCAGGAGUGAGGGGAGGAGGGGAUGGGGGCGACGUGGGGGGGAGUAUGAUGUACCAAGUGCCGUUUCGCGGGGACGAGAGGGAGGUGAAGAGGCAGAGGCGCAAGCAGAGCAAUAGGGAGAGCGCGAGGAGGUCGCGGCUGCGGAAGCAGGCGGAGUGUGACGAGCUGAUAGCGCGGCAGACCACCAUGCAGAUGGAGAACAUGGGAUUGUCCGCGGAGCUAUCAAAGCUGCAGGAGCGCUACACCGCCCUGUGCGCCCAGAACGCCCAGCUCAGAACCAUGCUGCAAGAGUCAGGCAUAGACCCAUCAGCAGAAGCAGCAGCGUUCCCUCCAGCAACCUACACUCCAAUGCACAAGUACCAGCUCACCCCAGUACCACCAGCCAACACUCCUGCUGCACCACCGCCACACGACCUUUCUGCCGUUCCCCCCUCUGCCGUGCCUCCCUCUGCACUUCCGCCCUCUGCCCAUCCCCACUCCGCCCUUCCCUCCUCCCCUCCCUCUGCUCCCCUCACUGCCCCCACCCCUCCCUCUGCUCCCCCCCCUGCUCCUCUCUCCGCCUUUGUCACUGCUCCAUACCUACCUGGGAAGCCCGAGCCUGCACCACUGCCUGCUCCCGAAGCUCCUCCCGAAGCUGUACCCAAGCCUGCGCCUGAGCUUGCUGCCGAGCUUGUGCUUCAGGUUCAGGAGCCUGAGCCUGAGUUUGCAGGUCCGGUGCAAGGUCUGGAAGACGAGCAGCACCUGCAGCUGCUGACAGGCGGGGAGGAACCGGGGCUGGGGGAAGGGAUGGGGGGGAGGGGAUUGGGGGAGGCGGAGGGUGUAGCUCUCCCAAUGGGGGUUGAUCAGAGGUUGGGGGCAGAGCAAGAAGGGAUUGCAGAGGAGAUGGCGGACGGGACGGGGACAGAGACAGGGGCAGGGGUUCUGGAUGGGGUAAUGCAAGCAGCAGAAGCGGUGCAGCAGGGAGGGGAGCAGCAGGGGAUGGAGCAGCAGGGAGGAGAAGCGGUGGAUGAGCGCCUGAUGCAGGUUGAUCAGGAGGAGGGUGUCGUGCCGCUGGAGCAGCAGCACGAGGAGAGGCGAGGGGAGGAGCAGGGGGAGGGGGGGAGGGAGCAGCAGCAGGGGCAGCAGUUGGAGCAGCAGCAGCAGGCGGAGCAGCAGCAGCAGGCGGAGCAGCAGCAGCAGGCGGAGCAGCAGCAGCAGGCGGAGCAGCAACAGGAGGAGAAGCAAAGGGAGGAGCAGGAGGAGGAGGGGAGGGAGAAGCAGCACGAGCAGCAGCAGGAAGAGCAGCAGCAGCUGGAGCGGUUUGAGCAGCAGAAGAAUGAGGAGGCAGGAGAGCGAACAGGAGAGGAAGGUGGAGGAGGGGAGGGAGCAAAGGAGGGAGGAGGAGAGGAGGGGGGAGGGCAGGAGAGUGCCCCAGGGGUUGAGGGUGCCCCAGGGGUUGAGGGUUCCCCAGGGGUUGGCGGAGAGGAGCAGCCAAUGAGGGAGGCUCAGGGGGGCGGGCAAGGGGAUGCUGAGACUGGUGAGGCGAGGCAGGGGCAGGAGGUUGCAUUAGAAGGGCCAGGUGAAGGGGCAGGUGAAGGGCAACCAGAGGAGGUUGAAAUCGAGACCAAGGCAACGGACGCAGUAGCCACUGCCGAUGAGUCAGCUGCUGCAGAUGAGCCAACGCACCCAACAGCGGAGGAAGCUGAGGAGCAAGGAAAGGCUUUGCAGGUUGCAGCUGGUGAUGCUGGCAUUCCAGCAGCAGCAGGGGCUGAGGUCCCCCAAGAAGCAGGAGCCGCAGCAGCAGAGGGAGAAGAAGCAGUGAUGGCAGUGACGGAAAGGGAUGGAACAGCAGAGGCAGUGGCAGAUGGAGAUGGAGCAGCAUCAGCAGCAACUGAGCAGGAGAAGCAAGAGGAUCCGGGCGGCAGUGAGCUUCUAGGGCAGGAAGAUGGAGAUUGCAUGACAGGAAUUAAUGGUGUGGAAGAAACCGCUGAAGGUGCUGAAGGUGCAGAUGGGAAGGCAGAAAUGGAGGAGGUACGGAGGGCGAACGACCUUCCUGCUGUGGUUGCUUCUGCUACGCCUUCAGCUGUUGAUGGACCUGUGGGUGGUUGUGAACCUCUUGCUGUCUCUAGGGGUGCUGAGAACGCUCUGGGCAAAGCAGAGGAGGCCGGGGAAGCUGUGGGAGGAGAUGGUGCUGUGGGCACGGAUCCAGUUUUGGGGGGCUUCGUAACUGGCACAGCAGCUGAUGAGGAUGCAGCACCAAAGGGGGCAGCAGCAGAGGAGAGUGCAGAGGAAGCAGCAGCAGGCGAGGGUGGAAAGGAGGCAGCAAAGGAGGGUGCCAAGGGCCAGAAUGCUGAGGGCAGUGUUGGUGGGGGUAGUGGAAGUGAGAAGACAGAGUCACACGCAAGCAGGUGAAAGGACAGUAGAUGUUGAAAUGGAAGGCGUCGAUGAGGGGGAAAAGAAGGGGGUUUAGGUUAGAGCGACACAUCCCAAUUACCUGGGUUGUGCAAUCGCUAGAUUAGGGCUUGUUAAUAAUGGGUAAGCGUGAUUGGGUAGGGCAUUUUGAACUGACUGAUGUUGAAUGAUAAAUAACUAACUAUACUGGUCGAUUCAUAAGUCGACUCUGUC